Messenger RNA from Microplitis demolitor, 1123 nucleotides. Its product is annotated as fibroblast growth factor 1. Gene Ontology annotation, biological process: positive regulation of protein phosphorylation; regulation of cell migration; cell differentiation. The transcript has 4 exons. Gene Ontology annotation, molecular function: fibroblast growth factor receptor binding; growth factor activity. Gene Ontology annotation, cellular component: cytoplasm. The record is from RefSeq and is a predicted model, not a curated record. The coding region runs from base 434 to 1123 and encodes 229 amino acids. NCBI's taxonomy places the organism in Eukaryota, Metazoa, Arthropoda, Insecta, Hymenoptera, Braconidae.
CAGAACGUUUCACAUGUCCAGAGUGUGGGUGUCGGUCCAUCGUCGAUGGUUUGCCAGUUAGUCUCUCCCAAGUCGCGGUCACUGCUGGAGCUUCUGCACGACCCAGCUUCCAUUAUUUUUUUUAAAUAAGUAAUUGAGUUGUCUUUUGUUUGAACCCGCGAGUCAAUUCAACAGCCCAAUCAAAAACUCCAUACUAAAUAUACAAGCCUACAAUAGUCUAGUACAAUACAAGACAAUGCAAUGCGGAUCGUAAUAAUGUAACGUUACUUCUCAUACUCAGUGUGUAAUAUAAUGUAGACAGUAAAUUUCCAGCGGAUCAACAGAGCGUAAAAAAACCGCUAAUCCCGUUCAUUGUUUUAUCAUUUAUUAUAAUAAAAUAUUAAUAUAUUUAAAAGUAAAUAAAUAAAUAAAUAAAUAAAAGGUGAUUAUCAAAAUGAGUUUGCGGUGGAUCCAAGAAAACAAGGAAGCGCCAACAUGCGACGAGGAAUCAAGUGACAUCGAUGACAGCGCAACUGAUGACAGUUACGACACCGACUCGUCUUUAGAUAAAAAUGAUAACGAGAAUUCAGUCAAUCAACCGAGGAAGAAACGUAAUACAACUCGGCAUCCAACCACAACGGUGAUCUUUGAUGAGAACGGAAAGCCUGUUUACAAAACCAAUCAACUGGAUAAAUCAUCAGCGGGCUGCAUACUCUGGGAUCCACGCAGUUCUGUCGAUAAUCCGGCUUACGGGUGCCGACUAAUUAAAUUCUUCUGUCGUACUGGCUACCAUUUGACUGUUUCUCCAGCGGGUUUCGUUCGCGGGCAAACAAACAUUAAUGACCAAAUCGCGUUAUUUAAUGUUACCUCGGUAUCUUUUGGGGUAAUACGGAUACAGAAUCCGGAAACUGGGCACUACUUGGCGUUUAAUAAAAAAGGUCACCUUUAUGGAGAGUUGAAACACAAUAAAGACAAUACUGAGUGGGAACAAUGGAGUAUUGGAAAUUAUGAGGCUUUCAGAUCACGUAAAUACGCCAAGGAAAGCUGGUGGAUUGGAAUAAAAAAGAAUGGACGUCCUAAAUCAGGACCGAAAACCGCCUGGGGACAGAAAGCUAUUCAGUUUACCGUAAUAGGAUACAAUUAA